Messenger RNA from Drosophila bipectinata, 1386 nucleotides. RefSeq names its product membrane metallo-endopeptidase-like 1. Gene Ontology annotation, biological process: proteolysis. Gene Ontology annotation, cellular component: plasma membrane. The record is from RefSeq and is a predicted model, not a curated record. Gene Ontology annotation, molecular function: metalloendopeptidase activity. NCBI's taxonomy places the organism in Eukaryota, Metazoa, Arthropoda, Insecta, Diptera, Drosophilidae.
AUGAGAUCUUACAUGAAUCUUAGCGUGGCACCUUGUGAUGACUUUUACGAAUACGCCUGCGGAAAUUGGAAAAAUCUCUUGACAAACACGGAGUUGGCCCAAGCUCUCAACGUCUCUACGGAACUGCAGGUUGCGCAAAAAUUCUACAACGCGUGCCUCUCGGCUGUGGUGUUUCCGUUUCCAGCCGCUGAACCCGCUUAUCUGAAGCUAAUCAGGUCCGUAGGCGGUUUUUCAAAGAACCCAGAGGGUGUGGCAAACUAUCUGGCCAUGCUAUUGUUAUAUACAAUGGAUGCAAAACUGAAGGGGGAGAAGUAUCACAAGGAUUACUGCCUCUCGAUGGUGCGUUUCAGCUUUCCCCAUCUCCUUAACAAACUUUACAUGGCGGAUCAGUUUAACGAACGGACUCGCUCAGAAGUAUAUGCUAUUGUACAGGAAGUUCGUAAUAGCCAGAGGAAGGCGCUGGAGAAAGUCGAAUGGUUGGACCCCGAGACCCGACGGGAGGCACAGCUAAAGGAGUCCACCAUUGAAUCUAUUAUUGGAAGCUACGAAAACGAAGAGAUUACCACACGUAUGAUCCAAGAAAUCCGCGGCUUGGACUUGAAGGAAGCGAGCUACCCCCAGAGCUUGAUCCACCUACGAAAACUGGUUACCCGCUUGCGACGUUUUAAUGGAUUUCACUACGAGGAACUGCAUAACGAAUCCAAGCCCCUGGAUUUUCUUUUGGGCAUGCAGGUGAAUGCCUUUUAUUACAACCUUGAUAACUCCAUUUAUGUGAUGGCUGGCAUUUUGCAUCCACCUGCUUAUCAUCCUGACUGGCCCAAUUCUCUGAAACUUGGUACUUUGGGCUACCUGAUGGGCCACGAGCUAACCCACGGCUUUGACACUAUGGGCUCCAACUUCGACAGUGAAGGGGAAAUGCGCAACUGGUGGUCAAAGAAGUCUCGAGGUGUUUUUGAGGAGCGGGCAAUGUGUUUUGUGGACUACUACGACCGCUAUUUAAUACCUGAGAUUAAUAGGAACAUCAACGGCAAAGGGACCCAGGACGAAAACAUCGCGGAUAGCGGUGGGCUGCAGGGUGCCCUUGAUGCAUAUCGAAACCAAAUGAAACAGUUGAAGAAUAGAAGCGAGGGGGCCAACGCGACCCUAGAAAGCGAAAAAAUGCCCGGACUGGAUCUGUCGCCAGAACAGCUUUUCUUUCUCGGAUUUGCCCAGCUAUGGUGUGCGGAUUACGAGCAGGAACAUUAUUGGGAAGAGUUAGGCAAGGAACACACCAUCGACAAGUACCGUGUCUUGGGCGCAGUCUCCAACAAUCAUGAUUUUUCUCAGGUCUUUAAUUGCCCCUCCGGCAGUCCAAUGAAUCCCAAAAAUUCUUGCCGCAUUUGGUAA